Messenger RNA from Aethina tumida (small hive beetle), 6298 nucleotides. RefSeq names its product phosphatidylinositol 4-phosphate 5-kinase type-1 alpha (gene PIP5K59B). The record is from RefSeq and is a predicted model, not a curated record. Gene Ontology annotation, biological process: phosphatidylinositol metabolic process. Bases 177 to 2753 code for a protein of 858 amino acids. Gene Ontology annotation, molecular function: phosphatidylinositol kinase activity. NCBI's taxonomy places the organism in Eukaryota, Metazoa, Arthropoda, Insecta, Coleoptera, Nitidulidae. The transcript is spliced from 18 exons.
AUAAAUAUGUCAAUGGAAAAUGUUUAUGUUAAAGUUGUCGCAAAUGGCAACAGUACGUAUACCUAAAAAUGUGUGCUAAAAAUUUAGUUUUAAUAAGUUAUGUGUUGGUGAGGUGUAACGAUAGUGUAAAUGUCAGCUGAACUGUUUAAAUUUAAUUAGUUUUUAUUUUGUGCAAAAUGGCUUCUGGCGAUACAAUUGAGGCUAUUGAAGUCUUGGAUUCAAUGAACAAUACCAAGGAUCCUGCAUUACUGGACGCCACGGCCGCUGGAGAGGCCGAAGAUAAGGACAGCAGUGUCUUAAACAAAAGCCUUCAAGAUGCAGGACAGAAACAGCUCUCCACAAAUGUGGCCAAAACGAAAGCGGAAAGGGAAAAAGAAAGGGAAAGAAAAAUUGGACAUCGAAGGGUCGGUGUAGGAGGCGAGAUCACCUACAAGAAGAUCCAAACCAGCCAAAUCAUGGGAUCCAUACAACUCGGUAUCCAGCAUGCGGUGGGUGGACUGGCCUCGAAACCCGAAAGGGACUUGUUGAUGCAGGAUUUCAUGACAGUGGAGACGACCAAUUUCCCAUCGGAGGGCUCGAACCACACUCCCGCCCAUCACUUUUCCGAGUUCAAGUUCAAGAACUACGCGCCGAUCGCCUUCAGGUACUUCCGGGACCUGUUCGGUAUACAACCCGAUGAUUUCCUAAUGUCGAUGUGUGAUACUCCCCUAAGAGAAUUGUCGAAUCCCGGGGCCAGCGGCUCCAUAUUUUAUUUAACCAGUGAUGAUGAGUUUAUAAUUAAGACUGUUCAACACAAAGAAGGAGAAUUUUUACAAAAAUUGUUGCCUGGUUACUAUAUGAAUUUAAAUCAAAACCCAAGAACUUUACUACCAAAAUUUUUUGGACUGUAUUGUUAUCAAUGUAAUAGCAAAAACGUAAGACUGGUAAUUAUGAAUAAUUUGUUACCUAGUUCCAUUGUUAUGCACCAAAAGUAUGAUCUCAAGGGCAGUACGUAUAAAAGAAAAGCGUCAAAAGCCGAAAGACAAAAACGAUCGCCCACAUUCAAAGAUCUGGACUUCAUGGAACAUCAUCCGCAGGGAAUUUUAAUGGAGGCAGACACCUACAACGCCUUAAUUAAAACCAUGCAGCGGGACUGUAGGGUGUUGGAGAGCUUCAAAAUAAUGGACUACAGUUUGUUGCUGACGAUACACAACCUCGACCAGGCACAAAGAGAAAAAUUGGAAAAGAGAUCUAAAUCGAAUUUGGAAGAGCAACCGGAGGAUCUGAACGACCCGAGCAACGCGCUACUGAACGAAGAACGCGAACGAGAACGGGAAGACCGGAUAGGGGCGGCCGCCCUGCUGAACCGAAGCAGGUCCAUAAACAGACAAAAAUUAGUAGCACAUUCCACGGCAAUGGAGAGUAUACAGGCCGAAUCCGAGCCCAUCGACGAAGACGACGACGUUCCACCCGGUGGUAUUCCUGCCCGGAACUCGAAGGGUGAACGGCUGCUCCUCUUCAUCGGUAUCAUAGACAUCUUGCAGAGUUACAGAUUGAAAAAGAAACUGGAGCACACGUGGAAGUCGAUGAUACAUGACGGAGACACUGUAUCGGUUCACAGGCCCAGUUUCUACGCCGAACGAUUUCUUAAGUUCAUGGCCGAGAAGGUGUUUAAGAAGAUUCCGUCGCUGGACUUGCCUGAAAUUAAGGGCAAUCAUCGCAAGUUUCGCACCCUGGUUACCAGCUACAUAGCUUUAAAACAUUCACCUUCUAAACGAAAAUCGCUAUCGAGGCCUUUGAGAUCCCAUGAAGAAGUAGAUAGCAAUAUUCCUGUGCAGGCUCAAGUCAAUUCUAGUCAACAAAAUGGGAGUAAAACUGUCAGUCCCACGGACACGAUCCCCGUCGGUAAAAUGUCCCCCGUCGCCGCCGCCGCCGUCACGCCGGCGCCGCCGAGCGUCGCCGCUCCCGCAGCCGCGGCGGCGGGCGGUGGGCCGCUCACAUCGCCGCCGGCCGCCGCCUCGGCCGCCUCCUCGUACCCUGCGGUCCUGGUGGGCCGCAGCGAGAGCAAGGCCAAGGUGCCGCCACCGGUGCCGCCGCGCGGCACGCCCAAGCCGAAGCGGACCGAGACCAACGGAAAAGGUGUAGCGCCGAGCUGCUGUAGCACGCCGCCGCCCACAUUCGACGAGGCGCUCGAGGAGCAACACCGCAGGCCGUCGGGCGGUAGCGGCGCCGCCGCCGCCGGGCCCCAUCACCACCAGGAGACGGCCGGCGCGUCGGCCGUCACGACGCAGUCGAGGACACGGACGGCGUCGCACGGCUCCCAUCAUUCGCACCAUUCCACCAGUCAUCAUCACGUCGCCGUCAGGUCGUACAAGGACGACGCCAUCAGUAUAACGGACAUAAAAUUGGAGUCACGCGCCGAGAACAAGUCGUCGCUGAGCGUCGAGUCGGGCAGUUCGGGAGGAGCAGGACAUUCGAGCAGCCACUCGCGAGGUCUGGCGUGGACGCCGCCCGCCUCCGUCGAAGGGUCGACGCCGACGUGGACUGAAGGUACGCCCUCGUUCACGGAGUCGUCCAGCAGCGGCGACAUGGUCGAAAAUGUCAGAGCGGCUAAAGAACCGGUGCGCCCCGCAGGCUGUCCCACAACACCGCUGAGGCAGGGCUCCAAUUCGUCAUCCUCCAAGAAGCACAAAAAGACAGUCGAGCACGCCAUCAACUGCCUCACCACGGAAAUGGAAAAAAUGAAGAACCGUGUGGAUGACGAUUACAAAUAACCGAAUCGGCCAGACACAGACAGACAAACAACAGACUAUUUUCUAUUGAACGGUGGUGUAAUAGCACACUGAUCAUCUCAUCUUAUAAUAACAAAUUUACGAGUCAGUUUAAGUUUUUGUCAUUCGCUUGAGCGCAGGCCAAAUUGGUUUUGAAAUGAGAUUGUGCGUCGAGAGGUGUGGGAGUUUGUACGUUGUCAACGACUAAUAAGUGUAGCAACUUAGUAACCACGUACGUACAAGCUCCCACAAACAAACCAACACUUAACAUAUCGUUUUUGUUGGAUCGAUGAUCUACUGCAUAAUAUGUGUGUGUAUUAACUUGGUUUUUUGAGACUUUCAUCUAACCCCCCGAGUGUGUUUGCCCGGCUUUAUCGUGUUUAUAGUUCUGUUUGGUUUAAUUGUAGCACUACAAGAAGACGGAGUACGUAGUAGAGUGGCGAAACUGGUGAAGCGUAAACCAAAUUAAGACGCACACAAAUAUAUCGAAUCAUCGCUAGGUUUAUGUGUAAAUUUUCCUAAAUAAUCAUCACAUUCCGCAUAUCGGGGAGGAACCGCUGUUCGCACCCGUAUUUGCCACAUUUAACAUGAGGGUGGUAGCUGUAUAAUUUUCAUAUUUUAAUUAGAACAGCCCCGUGUUAUCUCUGGUGACGGACCUGAUAUAAAUAAUGCUUAGAUUUGCAAUACUGUUCGUGUCUUGUUUAUAUAUAAAUGUAAUAUAUUGUAUAAAAUUCUCAAUUAAUUGUAUAUUGAAGUUAGUUUUGUUAUAUUUAAAGUAUAUCAAUGUGAUUACGAUAAUUCCCCUGGCAAUAACUCGAUUGUUUCCAAUUCACUCAAUUUAUUUUAUAUAUUUGAUAAACAAGGGCUAAACAAUAAUGUAUAAAAUACUAUAUAAAAUUUACAAUCAGACGAUUACAGUAAAUUUAAUUAAUUUUUUUAUUCGGUGACGUCAGUUUAAAAUUGUCUUACAACAGUACAUUUGACCUGUUUUAACACAAUUUAUACCUUAUUGUUUAAGCCAGAUGUGUUCAUUUUGAUAUUCAAAAAAGUCCAAAUAUAAAACACUCCAGGUUGGUGUGCCAAUGAUAUAUAUUCAGAUCUUAUAAUUUUGAGCUUACAUAAUCAUAUUAGUGGAUUAUAUUUUUUGUAUAUUAGCUAUAAUUUAUUAUGGAAAAAUAUUUAUAUAUUAUUGUAAAACAGUAUUAGUGUAUUUAUUUUUUAUUAUUCACCUAUGCGAGUUUUUUAAUUGAAUUUUUGCAAUAUUCUUGACUGAUUAAAUGAUGUAAAAUUGUAUACAAUUUUUAUGUGAAUAUUAUUGUUACUGUGUACUUAAACAAAUGUGUCGAUCAUUUGUUGAUGUGUUUUAACUCAAUUAAUCAAACAACUAUUUAAAUCCCAAUUUAAGGAUUAAGGGUUUUCUACUGAUUUAUACAGUUGUUUGAUAUUCUACUAUAUAUUUAAUACUAAAUGAAUGGAACUAACACAAAGUUUUAUUGUAGCAUUUUAUUAUAUUUUAUACUGUACAUUAUUUGUUUUAAACCCACAUAUUAUAAAACCAUACAUUCUACAGCUUAUUAGUAUAUAUACAUAUAUUUUUUAAAUUGUUUAAAUAGACAUAGAUUCCAUUCAAACAUUUAGUGAAAAUAUAUGGUUAUGCAGAGUGUCGCAAGAAAUUUAUAGUAUAAAUGGGGUAACGAAUAACGUAAUUAAAUGGACAGCAACACGAAGCAAUCAUGAACAAACAUUUCCUUUAAGUCUAGUCACAGUUAAAAACAAUCGAUGUCUAUCCAAGCAAAGCAACAAUAAAACGAAUCAUUUCCUUCGAUUAAACGUAAAAAUUGAAAUAAACGACGUUCGCACCGCCCUGCACAUUUUUUGUGGCACUCUGUGUAUAGAAAUGGCUCAGGUAAUUGUGCAUAUUCUUGUAAAUGUUAGUGAGCAAGAGCAUUAAGAGUAGGUAGCGUUCAAGCUGAGAAGAUGCGACUUUCCGGGAUCUUUUCGGCUCGGGCCUUUGCUUCGAUAAAAAAUUUGUUGGCGGAAACGAAUUUUUAUAUUACAUUGUUAAAUAGAUUCAAUUGUUAGCAAACAUACAUUUUGAUUAUCCGAUUGUUUUAACCGCUUAGUGGAAUAUUGCUUCAAAAAUAUAAUAUUUCAACAUUGGACAUGUGUUAUUUAGUAGUUAGAUGACCUUACCAUUAUUAUAAUAUUGAAAAUGGGUCGUGUGUUCAAUGUAUAACUUGCUGUCGUUUAUUUUAUCGUUUUAACUGUGAUUAUGCAUUGGACACGGACGCAUUUAAUUUUGCACAGUUACAACUUUUUACGCAAUGGAUUGUAGAUACAAGGUUAGUAUCAUUAAACUGGACACUGUAAUAUUUUAUUGUUGUAUUAAAAAAAACGUCCACCCCUUUAUUGAUGGUUAAAAGUUCUGUUUUCUUGUUUUGGGUAGCUCUACGAAUAGAGGCAACCGCUUUCCUACACAAUUAUCCUCCUUGCACAUAAGCAUGCUUGUCAAGUAAAUGUUGCUAUGUAUAAACUCCCUUUUUUAUUGGUGUUGUGUUUUUAGACUCAUCUAUGAGGAAGCUGAGAAGAUAAAUAAACUGCCAAAUAAAAACUAAAACCAACAUGUACUCAGGAUUGAGUGUUACAGAGGUAGGUGUAUUUAAUUAAAGAUAAUGUUUAGGUUACCAGAAAAAAAAUAGGUUUAACAUUAUGUAAAUACGUAUGUGUCAAAAAAAUAUGUAAGUACUCAGUUGACGGUUGGAGGAUAAACUCAAUAUAAAUUUUCGCUUCAUUAUUUCAUAUAAAAUAUAUUAGAUAGCAAACGAUUACUAUUUAAUUCCCACCAAAUCUAUGUAUUCAUUUUUCGAUCCAACUUGUCAACCUGUGCAAUUUGUAUAUUGUAGGAAAAUGAUGGUGAUAAUAAUUUAUUAUAUACUUAUUACUUACGCAUUUUAUUUAUUAGUUAGCUUUUAUAUUUUAAAAUAUAAACAAUAUUGUGAUGUUAUAUUAACUCAAUUAGGUUUGUAUACAAAAAUUUUUUGUCCAGUAGUAAAUUUGUUUCAACUUAUAUCUAAAUAUGUUAUGAAUCAUAAUGUAUUUUAGGUAAUUUCAGGAAAAAAGUUCUUGCUCUGUUAUGUGUAAAACAUAAUGUGUUUAAGUAUUUUUAUGUGAUAAUUUCUCGGUUAUAAUUAUAAUAUAAUUUUAUAUUUCAUUAAAAAUUAAUCUAAGCCAAAAUUCAUAUAGUCCCAUUUAAUAUUAUAUAAAUGAGAUAAAAAGGGUUGUAUUUAUCGAAUUUUUUCAUUAAUAUAUUAAAAAUUUUAUUGUUCUUUAUUUAUGUUUCAAUUUAUUUUAAUUUUUCGAUAAAUACAACUCGCCAAACAAGAUCCAUUUUUGAAUCUUUAAAUAUUAAAACAUGAAAAAGGUAAAGCGUAUAAAGAAGAUACUUAUUCUAAACAAAACAUACUUGUGAUCUUAUUUAUUAUUUUAAUUCAUACUCAAAGGUAUGAUAAUGUAUAGGUAUAAAUAUCAAAAUAAAUGUACAUAAUCUU